Molecule: messenger RNA, 7555 nt
Organism: Myxocyprinus asiaticus (Chinese sucker)
Lineage: Eukaryota; Metazoa; Chordata; Actinopteri; Cypriniformes; Catostomidae
Product: protein shisa-7-like
Exons: 6
Coding region: 2303-4363 (686 amino acids)
Biological process (GO): regulation of short-term neuronal synaptic plasticity; regulation of AMPA receptor activity
Cellular component (GO): postsynaptic membrane; dendritic spine membrane; AMPA glutamate receptor complex
Source: RefSeq, a predicted model, not a curated record
UAGCCAGCCAUAAUCGUGUAAAGAUGAGAAGUAGUUUGAGAAACGAAACACUUGAAGCAGUCUGGAAUCAACGUAUCAGUUCCUCAUCAACAGUCUCGCGAAACCAAUAAACGCACUUUUCAGCGCUGCGGACCUCUGUGAGACCACCCGCCUCAUUCCGCCGGUGUUUCGUGACAGGGUCGGAAUGUUCUUGUGUGCACACUUUGCAGGCGGCGUCGAUUAACAGCAACGUGAAGAAUCAACAAUUGCGUUUCAUUUAAGAGAGAAUUAGAGCGAAAGAAAUUCACGGCAACAGGCAGUUUUUGUUUCACCCGUCAUUUUAACCGUUAUUAAAAGUAUAUCAAGGAUGUAUUUGGUAACUUAGGCAGCGAUUAUCUUACCUGGAAUACUUUCACAGUGCUAUAAACAAGCAAGAAGUUGAAAUCAUUGUGCAAGAUCUGUAGCCUGUAGGUAAAGAAAAUUGAUGCUUUGUCUGUAGUAAGAACAUGGAAACAACUGGGGCAGGUGAAAGAAAAUCCUGGAAAGAAAUUAGUGACUGUAAUUGUUGUUUUGUUGCCAAAAGACGAGACUAAUAUCAGCAGGGGAGUGCUGCAACAGUUUGUGGAAAUAACAGCCAUCGUCGUCGCUCAGGCUUCAAUACAAUGUGAGAUCGGUGGUGUCGUGAGGCUCAACAGAAUUCUGUACAGAGGCACAUCGCUCUAUCAUUGAACACUUGAAAAUUUUCAGUGGAUUCAAAGACCAACCCUGCAAAAAUAGUGAGGAAACAGCCAUGUCCACACUAUGGGACAUUAAACCAUUUCACCAAGGGGUGCAGCAAACUGUUUCAAAAAUCUCUCAGUCUCAAUGAAAACUGGGCUUAUCAGAACAACAAAUCUGCUGCGUGAACUGUAAGAAACUGGAAAGAGACUGGAGACUUUCUAUUGUGAAGACAAUCAGCCUUGCAAAACAUUUUACCAUCUUUUGUGCCAUUAUCAGGUUUUUUUUUUUUGUGUGUGUCUUUGUCAUCAGUUUAUUGAACAUUAUUACAUUCCAAUAGCCUGAAAUACACAUAGAUGGAUUAAAUACUUAUAAUAUGACCCAUUUAUAUUUAACCUGACAGAUUACUAAAUUUUUACCUGAUUUCUUUCAACCAUUUUAAUUUCUGACAGGCUAUUUUAAAUUUGCACACAAGAUUAUAGAUUUAGUAAUUCUUUACAUGCUGAAUGAAGAAAUGACCAUUCAUUUCAAUCCAGUAAUGUAGAAGUUUUCAGGCCAACACUUAGAGAAACCUCUGAGGAAACUCUAAAUAAUUCCUCACCUACUCAGAAGAGUUCACCAUUCUGAGUAACCCCAUUAAGAUGUAAACAAGUGCAGCAGAACAAAACAAAGUCAUUUUUGACUUAAGAGGUUAUUUUAUUUUAUUUUUUUUCCACAAAGUGUAUAGAAAUUGUUUAUACUAGUUGAUAAUAGAAAAUAUUCAGGGAGAAAUACAGGUCAGGGAAAUUUGCCUAAAGACUAAGUGCCAUUGUUGAAUGUAAGGAGUGCCCAAUUAAAAAAAUUAUAAUAAUAUUGUGAGGAGAAAAGAGACAAAAAAAAAAAAUCAUUAGUUUACAUUUUUAAGAUGUUUAUAGUUGUCCCUUUCUCUUAAAUACAUUUUUCAUAAGUGCCAAAGUAGGGGAUUAAACAUAAAUACUUAAAUUGCUUUCAAGUGUCAUCAAUACACUAAACUAUAUAGGUAAUAUAUAAAGUUGAUAAUGAGAGAAGCCAUUUCUUGUUUGUCUGCGGAUAUAAAAAAUAAAUAAAAUAAAUAAAUAUAUAUAUUUUAUUUAUUUAUUUAUUUUUUAAGGACAGUCACAAAAGGGAAGAUUUUUCUUUGCUUUUAUACACGGAAAUUUUAAAUAUUCUUUAAUUUCCUGUUUGUACAAGAACUGGCCAAUUUAUGUUGCCUGCUACGAAUAUUUUUGGCAUUUGGAUUGUUUUACAUACUGUUUUUGUGUUCAUCUAUAUGCUGGAAGGAGGCACUGCAUGAUGAGAAUGAGAGAAUAUGUGUUUUAUAACCCUUGUGGCUCACCUUGAAGCUGAAAGCACAUAUAAAUGUUUUUUUUUCUCUCUCUCUUGCACUGUCUCAGUGUGUGAGAGUUCACAGCACACACUUUUUCUUUUGAGACUAUUUUAAUAUAGACUCUGAUUUCAUAUAUUGGAGGGCUGCUACAAAAAUAUUUUACAUACAACGUUAAGCAGGCUGGGUUUUUUUUUUUUUUCAAUCUAUAUUGUGUGGUGGGUUGAGUCAGUGUGAGAAAAUAGCAGCGUUAGUCAUGUAAAAAUGAUGCCCACCUUGAAAGCUCGAGUGCGUAUCAUCAUUCUCUUCCUGCUGAUCGCUGUCCCAUUUAACGCUUCCUCAGCAAGCGUCCCAGGCCCCUCCAGAAACACACCGAAUGGGCCCAUUACCAUCACUAUCACCCCAACGCCAAGCCCCAGAUCUCGGGGUAGAGGGUUUCUGUUCCCCCUUUCUAAAAAUGGUGGGAAUAUGCGAGGGAAAUCUAUGAAUCGUUGGCCAAAGCAGCCAGCUGGAGCAGCAGAAUUGCCCCCUAGGCCGCUGCCUCAGAUAAUGCUGCCAAAGAACGUAACGGCCGAUGCACUGAAGCCCCCUCUUAGAGCAGCACAGGUAGUUCCGCCUCCUCGCAAACUGGUGGAAGUGGAUGUUUGUCGGGGUUAUUAUGAUGUCAUGGGGCAGUAUGACCUCACCUUUAAUUGUUCCAAGGAUGACUUCAUCUACUGCUGUGGGACCUGUCAUUACCGAUUUUGUUGUCCAGACCGCACUCGAAGGCUAGACCAGAACAUCUGCCAGAACUACCAUUCUCCUGUGUGGGCCAAUACUGCCCCACCAGCAACCAGGCCCCCAGCACCAGCCCAUCCUGACCUCAGCCGCAUUGAGCAAAGCAACAACACUGUCUAUGUCAUUGGUGGAGUCAUCUCGUUUACAGUUGCUGUGGCGGUGGCUAUUAAGGUGGCAUUCCACAAGGCAUCACGUCAACCUAGGAACAGAGAACUCAACAUGCCCAGGGCUCUUGUGGAAAUGUUGCGUCACCAGUCAAGUACAGUCCAAGAGGGGGAGAGAAACAACAGUGUUGCCCUGGGAACUGGAGGAGGAGAGGGGACACUUGGACGACCCCCCAAAAACCUCUAUCCCACACUACAGAGUAAAGAUAACCGAUUGGGGAAUCUACAGCAUAAUUUCAUCCAUACCAAAGGCUCCAGCCCCAAACAUACAGCUACCAUUGAGCGUGCACCACGUAUGAACAACAUGCAGCUGGCCACCGGUGGCACACUGAAGCCCAGUAAGCAUACUAACGCCAUGAAGCCCCAGCCUUCCUUCCAUCACUCCCUACACAACCUGGCUCAGCUGCCUCCCUCUUAUGAAGCUGCCACGAAGCCCGAGAUGAACAGAUACUCCUCUCUCAAGCGUCUGGAAAAAGGAGGAUUGGAGGAUUAUUCAGGUUACUGUACCACGAAAAGGAGGCCCAACAAUGCCCCUCCAUCCUUCCAUUCCUCCCAGCAUCAUCUUCCCUGGGGUGGCGAUUACACAAUGGGGGGACGAGGCACACUUCCCACCCAUGCCACUCGCCCUCGAAUACCUCAUCCACAGUCUGCCCCAAGCCACACCCCCAAUCCUUACCCUCUGGAUCCACCAGAGACAAAGCAAAACCAGAAUUAUGAUACACUUUCCAAACCACCGCGCCGUGUUAAGUCAACUGACCAGCUCCUUGCUCUCGGUGAUGGCAACACAUUAUCAAGGCUCUCCAAGAACCAGCAGCACCAAUACUACAAAGCCAUGGCCAGUGCAUCAAAGAACUCCAAUAACCAGAACACCCUGCAGAAGUCCAAGGACAGGCUGCUAAUGUCACCGGAUCAUCUAGAGGAGGUUGAAUAUGGUGAAGGUGGAAGUGGGAUGGGUAUGGGAAUGAGUGAAUACCCUGGAGGAGGGGGAGGUGGGAUGGUCCCCACCCUGCCCCGUGUGAGCCACCAGAAAGCUCAAUCACAGCAGAAUGUUUGUGCGACACCGUCACUUGACCGUCAUCACAUGAUCAAGAUGAACUCGCACCCAACAUCGGGGCGAGAGCAGGAGCGAAAUUCAGCAGCAAUGUCAGGUCACCUGGGAGGAGGUGGGGUUGGAGGAGUGGGAUGGGGCGAUAUGCCAGGAACAGGGGUUGUCAUGGGAACAGGAACUCUUGGUGGACACAGUGCCAGGAGGCUUGCAUUUGCAGCGAAAAGGCAAAAUACCAUUGAACAACUUCACUUCAUCCCGGGUGCAGGGGGGAGUGGAGGAGGAGUGGCGACAAACCAAGGGGUUAGAACAGGAAGCAAGACUGAGGUUACUGUGUGAGCAAGAGGCUGGAGAGAGAAUGAAGGAGGAACGGAGAAGAUGGGUGAGGGAUAGACUGUGUGAUGAGUUGGAGGAUGGUAAAAGGACUGUGGGAAAGAGAGAGUGGGCGUAAGAGGGAGAGAAAUAAUGAGAGAAGAGAGAAAAGGAGGAGGAGGAUGGUGAAGGAAUCAGAGAAACCGAAAAUGAAGGAAGGGGCCACAAGGUGGUUCAUAAAAAGCCAAGUGGCACCAUAUUUUUACAGAUAUAUAUGUAUAUAGUGGCAAAGACACAAGAUGAGAUUAGAUAACAACAGUUAUUAGUCAGGUUUGAUAGAGCUUGUUGUGCUUUUUAUGUUCAUGAAAUUGCCGCUAUUAUUAUGAUCAAAGUUGCCAUAUAUGACUAUUAAUUUGUUUCAAGUUUGCCUAUAACCUGCUGCAUAGAAUAUCAUUAGAGAGUAAUAUAAAUUUCACAUGAUUUGUCAGAUGAACUGCAACUGACAUUUUUCAUAUCUUUGUGUCAAAUGUUUUUAUUCUUGGAUAUUUUUUGCAUUAUUACACAGUUAUAGCUGCUAUGGAGCCAUAUAUUUCAAAGAACAGCUCUCAUCUUAUAAAUAUGAUGGAGACUAACAAUUACACAAGCUUAUGUAACAUCUGCAUAAGAGGAACCAGUUAAACAAGGAGCAACCAUUCCUACUGAUGAAUUGCAAAGCUUCUUACAGGUGGACAAACACAAUAAGAAUCAAAGGAUAGCAUAAAAAGGAGUCGAAUAACCAUAAUGCUGGAUCUUACCUCUUUUUGAACCCUAAUCUACAUAAUAAGGGAGGUUGGCAGGGUUGUUACAAUGUUUGUCGAAAUGAUUGAUGAUGGAACAAUUUGAGGAACAUAAAGAUUUGUUUGAAUAACAUAAACCGACAAGAAUUAAAAGAACUUGAAUGACUUUUGAAGCCUACUCAGUGAGACAGAGAAAGCAAGUAAUAGCUUACCAUAAAUUAUUUUCACCUGCAUCUUAGUAUGAAUUUAACAUGAAUGUACCAAGUGAGUUUCUGUUCAGUUUGUUUUGUUGGUAUCCUGAAAAUAGUACACGACAAGUUUUAAAUCCUCAAGUUUGCCCUUCAGUACAUAACUGGAAAUCGCUUUGAACAAUGAAUGAAAGCCAUUCUGGGACACGACUGGGCAGAACAGCCCAGAUGAAAACCAAGAGAAAUGUCUGACAAUCAUAUUUUUUCUCCAUUUUAAAAAGACUCAUUAUUGGUCAAUGGUACUUUGUUUGGAUUCUGAGCCACCACUUUCUACAAUGUCCAAGAGCUGGGAUUUGUAAAGGAGAUUCAUCAUAAGGUACUCCGGACUACUAAAAGCACAAGAAUAAUACAUUUGAUUCCUGUAAUGCUGGGUACGUGCCUGUUUAUGCUUCUCUUCGGUGUACUGUAGACAAAAGGUUCUUAAUUGUGAACACCUUAAGCUUUUAAAUGUGGAUCUGAGAAGGGGAAACAACACCAGAGUAAUCAUAAAUGAAUUUGUAUGUUAAUAUUCUGACAUAAAAUUUGUGCAUAACAUGGCAGUAUCAUUACAUUGCUCAGGUGUGGGUAGGCAUUUAAAAUGUGCAUCAAGACAAACCUCUUGGACUGCUUUUUGAAUGUCCAUGUUAAAGCCAUGCGCAUAUGCUGUUAAAACUAAGACUUUACAAACAGUCCGAGGAUACAGGCAUGCUAAAACAGCUAACCUGUAUUACAAAUCUGCUAAUACUGAGAUAUGGACACAGAACACACCAUGCCUGAUAUCUUCAUAUCCAAUAACGCUUGUCAAUAUUAAGGGCUAUACAACAUACAUGCGUUAGUGGUACAAAUGUUACCCACGGCUUAUUCAUUAAUACUUAACGGAUAAUAAUAUCAUAAUAUAUGGAAAGAUAUUAUUGUAGUUAGUGAAUAUUCAAAUAAAAUGUAAAUGUGAGAUUGGUUGCAAAAGAGCCAGCUAUCAUUUACUGUAUGGUUCUGACUUCUGAGAAAUAGUCUAGGUCUCAUGAACUCAUUUUACAAAUGAAAAAUAAUCAGUUUACAUCCUAAAAUCGCUAAUUGAUCAUCUUUUUGUCAUAGACUUUAUACCUCUUGGUUAAUGUUCAGUGUAAUACAACAGUUUAAGUUACAGACUAUUUUAAUAUUUAUUACUCCCAGUAAAAGUCUUAAGGAGUAGUUUAUAUUAUGUAUGUAUCAGAGGAUUGGUGGCAGCACAUUCAUUUAAUUUUUCACUGGAAUUAGUGUGUAUCUAAAUGGAAACUAAUGAAAACUUAAAGACAAUCUUCCUAACAGCUCUGUAAUACAUAGGUGUUUGUUAUUGUCAUUACUAUGACAGUUAAUAUUAUGGUUAUUGGUGAAAUUUAUUCUUGUUGUUAUGGUUAUCUUUUGAUUAUGAUGGUGAUUUUUUUUUUCUUCUGUGGUUUUAGUGUUUACUUGUUUUAGAUAUCUUUCUCAUAAUUUUUUUUUUUUAAUUAUGAUUAGAAAAUAGAAGCACAAACUUUUAAGCCACUCAUUGUUUGCCAAUUCUUCAUGCAUUCCUAAUGAUGAGGAGUGCCUUCAAAAUUUCUCAGUGUGAUGUCAUAUUGUAAUUGUUCUAAGCCUGCAAAUAUCAUUACUUGUUGCAGAGACAUCACAAUGGGUUUAUAAAUGAUGUCAUAGGAUGUAUGUUGUAUGUGUGUAAUUGAAUGUCUUAUUUUUCUUGAUUAAGUGAAAAUUCAACUUUUUAAUGUUUAUUUCAGGGACAAUUAGAACGGCUGAAUCAAUUUAGUAUUUUAGUCAUAAAAAUUCUGUAGCAAUGUCUGUUCAGUUUUGUAUUCACAAGCCAUAAUUCUGACAAUGUUUAUGAAAUUUCAUCACAAGGCAUUUCAAUGCUGAAAAUAACAAACACUGGAUGUGCAAAUAAAGUCUUGAAGCAUUUUAAAAGGUUGGCCUACAAUGGAAAGGGCAUUAAUCGCACAAGCAAGAAGGACGAUGAAGACACCGUUUUGAGAAAGCCGUACUAAGCUCAUGUUUUUUAAAAUGUUAAUGUACAGAAGCAGAAUGAAUGUUUGGGUAUAUCACUUAAAAUCAGCCAUUAACCCAAUGAUGUUUAUGUCAGUUUCCUACUAUAUCAAGUUGUAUCAAAUCACAAAUCUCUAUUAUAUACUGAAUCAUCCACCUGAUUUGCAUACAGGUUAAAUUUCAUCUUUGUAGAAUAAAAUCAG